AUGUCGAUUAGAAUAUCUGAUACUGAUGUUUUUCAAAUUGAAAGUGGUAAAAUCAGAGGUAUUCAGUAUAAUAUCGACAAUUGUAAGAACUACGCCGCUUUUUUGGGAAUUCCAUAUGCUAAAGCUCCAAUUGGUGAACUGAGGUUUGAAGUGAGUUUGGAAAGAAAGUUCUUGUCAUUUUUUGUUUUGUAAAGAAAGUCCCUGCCGUUUUGUGUUUUGUAAAGAAAUUUAUUGCCAUUUUUUGUUAUGUAAAGAAAGUUCUUGUUAUUUUAUGUUUUGCACACGAAGUUCUUGCCAUUUUUUAGUUUGGAAAGAAAGUUCUUGCCAUUUUUUGUUUUGUAAACAAAGUUCUUGUCAUUUUAUAAAGGAAAUGAGUACUUGAAAAGAAAAAUUCCGAAAAACGUAUUUUACCUUAUUUUCAGAAACCUCAACCAGUCGAAAAAUGGAGAAAUGUUCGAAAUUGUAAGCAUUUUGGAGCCCCAUGCCCUUAUAAAGAAGUCCCUAACAGUGAACACAAGCCAAGGCUGGUUCACUCAGAAGACUGCCUGUUUUUGAAUGUUUUUGCUCCUUUGGCCAAUAAUCAGGUAACUUAACUUAUCAAUAAAAGUUUUUAAAGGGAAGGUAUGGCUAGAUAAGACUAUAUUUGUUUUGGCUGGUUAGACAGUUUAGGCUAAUUAUGACAAGUUAGGGUAAGAUUCCAUAAGAUAAGAAUAGUAAGGGCAGGUAGAGUAGGAGAAGGAUAGAUUUAAGAGUAGAAUAAGGUAGAGCGAAGUAGAGUAGGAUGGGGUAGGGUAGAGUAGGAAAGGGUAGGGUAAAGUAAGGUAGGGUAGGGUCGAGUAGAAUAGGGUAGGGUAUGACAACAACAUCGCUUAUAACCGACCUUUUCAGUACCACAAGCCCACCAACCUCCCAGUAUUUGUCUUCAUUCAUGGCGGAGGCUACGUCUUUGACAACGCCUCAACUUAUGGUAGCCACAACAUUUGCAAGAAUAUAUGUUCAAAAGAUGUUAUAGUAGUAACAAUUAACUAUCGACUAGGCAUUUUUGGUUUUCUAACAUUGAAUGAUGACAAAACAAAAGGAAAUUAUGGCCUAUGGGAUCAAACUGAAGCUUUGAAAUGGAUUCAAAAGAAUAUUGAGAGCUUUGGCGGAGACCCGAAUAAUGUUACAGUAGGAGGGCAUAGUGCUGGAGCGGCUUCUAGCGACCUUUUGGCUAUUUCACCGCAUUCUAGAGGUAUGUUUUGGCAUUUUUGAAUAUUUAUGUGAUUUUUAUGUCAUAUGAUGACAUUAAAAAAAAUUUUUAAAAUUUCAAAAUUUUGAUAUUUAGGUAACAAAUAUCUAUUUUCAAGAUUUAAACUACUCUAUAAACUAGUACUUCUUUAAAAACUUCAAAAAAUUAAAAAAUUUGAAAUUUAGGUAACAACCUCCCCUUUUCAGGCCUAUUCCAUAAGCUGCUACUCUUCGGUGGAGCUUCAAAAUGCGGCUUUGCUAUGCUGACUCCAGAAGCUAUUAAACGAAGAAUCUGGCAGUUUCUGAAGUCACGUGGAUUCACAAAAUCAGAAUCCGACUUCACUUCAAACUCAGAAGCCAAUGAAGAAAUUUUAACAUUUUUGAAAAAUCUGCACGCAGAGCAUUUGAAAUUAGGCUUAAUUGGACUGCCAGCGUUUAAAAACGAAUUUUCAAUGCAUAUUGCGCCUGUUGUUGAUAAAGACUUCUUUCCUUAUAACAUUGAGAGGUUGAGGAAGGAAGCGCCACAGAAGGAGGUGUUGGCUGGUGUCACUAUGUUUGAGGGGUUGAACUUGGGUAAGGAGUACUGAGUUUUAUCUUACCCUGUCUUACUCUAUCCCGCCCUACCGCACCCUAACAAACCUUACUCUACCCUCCUCACCAUACCCUACCUUACCCUACCUUACUCUACGACACCCUACCCUACUCUACUUACCUUAUGGUAAAUUUUUAUUACAUACUUUCUCAGUUUUUUUUGUCAUUUCAGCUAUUGGUCAAUCCAGUGAUUCAUUGAAAAAGCUGACUUUGAAGCAAAUUGGAUUUGGAUUGAAGCAAAAGAAUCAAAAACUAGUACAAGAGGCCUACAACAAUAUACUGGGCGUGACUAUUUUGAAAAGUGAUGAAGAGAAAGACAUUUUUCAUGUCAAUGUAAGCGUAAUUUUUUAAGUUUUAAAUGAAACAAAUCGACUGGUCAAUAAAUUAUUAAAAAAGGCAGUAAUACUCCUAUUUUCCUACCAUACCCUACACUACCCUACCCAACCCCUCUACUCCUCUCCCUACUUUACCCUUAUCCGUACGUACCCCUGUCCUACUCCUAUACCUACAUUAGUUAUGCUGUAGCUUUACCUUUCCUUACCUUUAGUCAAGUCUAAACCUAACCACACCAAACCCCUAGUCUAGGCUAUUUCAAGCCCUUCUUUAGCCUGAUUCUAGCCCACCUUAGUCCAAUAUUAGGUCUUUCCCAACCCUAGCCGACCCUUAAUUUUGUAAAAACUUAUUAUUUUUACCCCCGCCAACCAAAAAAUCGGUUUAAAUUUAAAAAUUUUCAGAUUUUGUCCGACUUUUUCAUAAACAAUGGAGUAUGGGAGAGUGCUAAAAACUGGCAUGAAUCCGGGUCAAAAGUCAAUUUGUUCACUUUCAAUUACAUUAAACACAAUAUGCUGGGAAAUAUGCAAAAGUUUUUGCCAUUUGAAGGUGAGUUAGACAAGAAAAGUGUAUAAAGUUGAAAAAAAAAGACUUAAAAUUAACAUACCCAUUCAAUUAGACCAGAAAUCGGGACCGCUUGGCCGGUCUGCCCCUUUACAGGUCUUACUACUGUAAUAUAACCUACUCCUGUCCAUUUACAGGUCUAAAUCUAUAAUAAUAUAAAUAAUUAAACAAUAAAUUUUUAGCCGCCUGUCAUGGAGUAGAACUGGCAUUUUUAUUUGGCGAAAAUUAUUACGCUGAAAUUCAGUUUGAUCGACAAGAUCUUCAAGUACUAGAUCGAUUUACCACUUUCAUUACUGAUUUCAUCAAAAUUGGGUAAAGCUUUAUUUAAAAAUUACAGACUGUGUAAAGCAACGCAGGAACGUCCCUACUCAUUUUUUAGCGGGGCAAGUAAAAGCCAAAAAUUUUUUUUUGCGAUGAAAAACUUUGAAAAAAUUCUAUUUCAAUCCACCCCUCCUAGCAGACUAAAAGAUUUUUUUGUCUUCAGCCCCUCUCAUAAUGAGAAAAAAUCUGUAGCGACGUCUUUGACCGUACUCAUCAUAAAAAACCUCAUUUUCAGUCCAAACAGCAGCCUAAAAACGCCAUUACUAACGGACAAAAGCCUCUUCAAACAUACACUCAUCAAUGCCAAUGCUAACAAAGAAAAGGACGACUUUUGCAGCCGUCGGCCGCAAAAAUGGCUUGAAUUCAAGCAAAAACUCCAUGAGACGAGCAAAUUGUAA
This is a messenger RNA of Bursaphelenchus okinawaensis, 3431 nucleotides long. The record is from the annotation of a GenBank genome assembly. Lineage: Eukaryota; Metazoa; Nematoda; Chromadorea; Rhabditida; Aphelenchoididae.